This is a messenger RNA of Phycodurus eques (leafy seadragon), 4835 nucleotides long. RefSeq names its product adenylate cyclase 5 (gene adcy5). Gene Ontology annotation, molecular function: adenylate cyclase activity. Gene Ontology annotation, cellular component: plasma membrane. Gene Ontology annotation, biological process: adenylate cyclase-inhibiting G protein-coupled receptor signaling pathway; intracellular signal transduction; cAMP biosynthetic process. The record is from RefSeq and is a predicted model, not a curated record. The transcript is spliced from 22 exons. Bases 618 to 4118 code for a protein of 1166 amino acids. Lineage: Eukaryota; Metazoa; Chordata; Actinopteri; Syngnathiformes; Syngnathidae.
GGCUUCGGUCGGUCAGUACACCGGAGCCCCGGAUGUUUGCUCGCCGCUUAAGGGAGCCCGUUCCAGGGGUGCUGUAUUCGUCACGACCGGGCCGGUGGCGGUGACACUGAGGAGGCGCGUGUCAUUGUGCUUCGUUUCGGCUCGGAUGGCGACGCCGGCCUGAGGACCGUAGGCUCGCCUCGCACCCACCGGGUGGCCGGCGGUGAUGCUUCCCGGCCAAACGGCGCCUGGCUCCUCCAGUGCGGCGGCGCAGGUGUCGGCCGGUUCGUACCGAAAACACCACCAGCACCAUCGUGGGCUUCACCACACGACGCCGCAGCCGAUACGAACCCAUCUCUGUGGAGUAGCUAAGCUUCCCACGGGUGCCUCUUAAUUGGGCCCGAUGAUGUGGAGCCGAAUCCACCUGGAGCUAAUAUUCCUGAGCGACGUGGACCAACUUCCCUUGUGACUCGUACGAUUGAUUUUGGUUUUUUUUAUUUUCAUUUUUUAAAUUAAUGCAGUUUCACUGGGAUUAUAUGAAUUUUGGGCAGCAAAAUUCGGACGUUGGGAUUUACUGCACAUAAAAUGUGGCAGCAACUACAACGAUGUACCUCUAGUUAAUUGGGAGUUUUUCAAUCAUGUCCAGAGCCAACAGUGUCAGCCCUCCCGGUGGCGGCGGCGGGCCCGGCCUGCGGGGCGGCACGGAGCACCGGUCGGCUUGGGGUGAGUCCGACUCUGUGGCCAAUGGUUGCGCAUACUCUGCCCGCAGACUCAACACCCGCUGGAGGGACGAUGACGACCCCCCGGAACGCUACCGGGCCGGACAUCCCGGCCGCGUGGCCACCACCGUGAGCCGGGUCAGCUUCCGCUCUCGCUCGGCGUGGCAGGAGCGCGGUGGCGACGAGCUUCGAACCAGAUCGGUGGAGCUGGGCCUCCCUCAGGAUGGCGUCCACGCUGAGCCCGGCUUCUCGGCGGCGGCUUUGUUGUCAGGCGUGACGCAUGUCUUCAGCUCCAAGAAAUUCCAGUCUGAGAACCUGGAGCGACUGUACCAGCGCUACUUCUUCAGGCUCAAUCAGAGCAGCCUAACCAUGCUCAUGGCGGUACUCGUGGUGGUCUUUGGUGUCAUGUUGCUCUUCCACUGCUUGGGGGGCAGCGGGCUGAACGUGGCGUACGUGCUGGUCUUCUCCGGCGCCAUCCUGCUGACGUUGGCGCUGAUGGCGGCAUGCAACCGGACAGGUUUCCAACAGGACCACAUGUGGGUGGUGUGCUACGCCCUCAUCCUGCUGGUGCUGCUUGUGCAGGUGGUGGGCGUGCUGCUCGUGCAGCCCCGAGACGCCUCGGAGGGCAUCUGGUGGACUGUAUUCUUCAUCCACGUAGUGUACACGCUACUGCCAGUCCGCAUGCGAGCCGCCGUGGUCACCGGGCUGCUGCUGUCCGGCGUGCACCUCGCCCUCUCCUGGAUGCAAAACACUGUGGACCCCUUUCUCUGGAAGCAGCUGGUGUCCAACAUGCUGAUCUUCUCGUGCACCAACAUCGUGGGUGUGUGCACACAUUACCCGGCGGAGGGCUCUCAGAGGCAAGCCUUCCGGGAGACGCGGGAAUGCAUCCAAGCUCGCCUGCACUCGCAACGGGAGAACCAGCAGCAGGAGCGUCUGCUACUGUCGGUGCUUCCCCGCCACGUCGCCAUGGAGAUGAAGGCGGACAUCAACGCCAAGCAGGAGGACAUGAUGUUUCACAAGAUCUACAUCCAGAAACAUGACAACGUCAGCAUCCUGUUUGCAGACAUUGAAGGCUUCACCAGUUUGGCAUCUCAGUGUACGGCUCAGGAGCUGGUCAUGACACUCAACGAACUCUUUGCUCGCUUUGACAAGCUGGCGGCAGAGAAUCACUGCCUACGCAUCAAGAUCCUCGGUGACUGCUACUACUGCGUGUCGGGCCUCCCCGAGGCCCGCGCUGACCAUGCUCACUGCUGCGUGGAGAUGGGCCUGGACAUGAUCGAAGCCAUCUCGCUGGUGAGGGAGGUGACUGGUGUCAAUGUGAACAUGCGGGUGGGCAUCCACAGUGGACGCGUUCACUGCGGCGUGCUGGGCCUGAGGAAGUGGCAAUUUGACGUCUGGUCCAACGAUGUCACACUCGCCAACCAGAUGGAGGCCGGCGGAAAAGCGGGGCGCAUCCACAUCACCAAAGCCACCCUCAACUACCUGAACGGCGACUACGACGUGGAGGCAGGAGCGGGCGGCGAGAGGAACGCUUACCUAAAGACGAACAGCAUGGAGACAUUCCUCAUUGUUGGAUGCAGCCAGAAGAGGAAAGAGGAGAAGGCUGUGAUCGCCAAGAUGAAUCGUCACAGGGCAAACUCGGUGAGUCACAACAGCAGCCACUGGACAGACAGACCUUUCUACAACCACCUGGCCAACAACAACCAGAUCUCCAAGGAGAUGAAGCGGAUGGGCUUUGAAGACCCAAAGGACAAACACGCGCAGGAGCACAUGAACCCCGAGGACGAGGUGGACGAGUUCCUGGGCCGAGCCAUCGACGCCCGCAGCAUCGACCGCCUGCGCUCGGAACACGUCAAGAAGUUCCUGCUCACCUUCAGGGAGGCCGACCUGGAGAGCAAGUACUCCCGACAGGCGGACUCCCGCUUCGGGGUGUACGUGGCGUGCGCCUCCCUCGUCUUCGUCUUCAUCUGCUGCAUCCAUGUUGUCAUCAUGCCUGCUUCUGGCGUGAUAAGGAGCUUUUUCGCGUGCUGCCUUCUCCUCCUGAUGGCGCUCGUAUUCGUGUCCAGCGUGUACUGCUGCUACGGGGUGUUCCCGGCGGCCCUGCAGACCUUCUCCAGGAGGAUCGUCCAAUCGCGUUUGAACAGCACCCUGGUGGGCGUGGCCACCAUCGUGGUGGUCUUUCUGUCAGCCUUCGUCAACAUCUUCAGCUGCAGCGGGCGUGACCUCCGCAGCUGCAUUGGGGCGGAGCUUAACAUCAGCCGGGACGCAGUGGACGCCUGCCACGCGCGCUUACUCAACUACAGCCUGGAUGCACAGACGGGACCCUGCGGGGACCCAGCGCCCUUCUGUGGUUUUCCUGAGUACUUUUCGUGGUGCAUGGUGCUGAGCCUGCUGGCGUGCUCGGUGUUCCUGCAGGCUCACAGCCUGGGCAAGCUGGCGCUCAUGCUGGCCAUGGAGCUGCUGUACCUGGCGCUCGUUGAGCUGCCGCACGCCGCGCUCCUCGACAACCGCGACCUCCUCGUCGUGGCCAACGCCGCUGCCGAGCACCUGAACGGAACCAGCUGCGUGGUUGAGUCCAAGGUGCCCCUGAAGAUCGUGACGCCCGUGGUCAUCACCGUGUUUGUGCUGGCGCUCUACCUGCACGCCCAGCAGGUGGAGUCCACGGCCAGACUCGACUUCCUGUGGAAGCUGCAGGCGACGGAGGAGAAGGAGGAGAUGGAGGAGCUGCAGGCGUACAACCGCCGCCUGCUGCACAACAUCCUGCCCAAGGACGUGGCGGCGCACUUUUUGCAGCGGGAGCGCCGCAACGACGAGCUCUACUACCAAUCGUGCGAGUGCGUCGCCGUCAUGUUCGCCUCCAUCAGCAACUUCUCCGAGUUCUACGUGGAGCUCGAAGGCAACAACGAGGGCGUCGAGUGCCUCAGGCUGCUCAACGAGAUCAUCGCAGACUUUGACGAGAUCAUCAGCGAGGACAACUUCCGGCAGCUAGAGAAGAUCAAGACGAUAGGCUCGACGUACAUGGCGGCGUCGGGCCUGAACGCGGGCACCUACGACAAGACGGGCCGCUCGCACGUCCGCGCGCUGGCAGACUACGCCAUGCGCCUCAUGGAGCAGAUGAAGCACAUCAACGAGCACUCCUUCAACAACUUCAAGAUGAAGAUCGGUCUGAACAUGGGCCCUGUGGUGGCCGGCGUGAUCGGCGCCCGCAAGCCUCAGUACGACAUUUGGGGCAACACGGUCAACGUGGCGAGCCGCAUGGACAGCACCGGCGUGCCUGAGAAGAUACAGGUGACGGCCGACUUGUACCAGGUUCUGAACUCCUACAAUUACUCGCUGGAGUACCGAGGCGUGGUGACUGUGAAGGGGAAAGGCGACAUGAUGACCUACUUCCUCAACAGUGGACCCUCCGGCAGCAGCUAACGCACUUUUUUUUUCCUGGACCCAGAAGGGGCCACGCUGGCCUGACAGGAAGUUGAAUGGUUUUUUUCUCCCCACUUAUUUUGAACUCUCAAGGAUCGAGAGAAGUUGACACCAAAGAAGCCAAUUAUAGCUCGCAGACAUUUCAAACGGGCCUAAGUCCGACGUCUUCUGAGCUCUUAAACGCAUCGUGAGCAGCUGCUUCCUGUUCCUUAGGCUGUCCACUUGAAAGGAAAAAAAGAUGUCAACAAAGACGUUUUUAUAACUUUUGGACAUUUUCUAUCUUGACUUGGGAAAGUCAAAUUCUAUAUUUUGUACAAAAACAGAUUAUAUUACAUUAUUUACACAUUAUCACUUACAAUGUGACAGCCCGAAGAACGCUUGGCGCACCCUCACGACCCAUGAAUGUCCAAUGAGGCCUUUUAACUCAAUCACUUUCCACUAAAGGUAUUAAUCACUACAGCUGGUUCUGUUUCUUUUUAAAUACAUGUUACACAAUCAACCUUGAUUUUUAGAUCACUUCAACUGGCUGCGUUAUUUUGGAGUAUUUUUCAGACGGGGCAGAACUAGUAGAGUAAAAUCAGAGAAAUGCGGCGGUCCACAAUGCGAAUAAUAUGACUGUCUAUGACACAGCAUAUACCGUAAUAAAAAGAGAUGUUUGAUUGUUCUUUCAAUGAAUGGCUGACAAAAGUAAUAAACUGGGCCAAGUGUCACAUUUGA